AUGGCGGGAAGAAUUACUCUUAUUAACUCGGUAUUGACUAGCUUGCCUAUCUUUUGGUUUUCGUUUUAUAAGGCACCGGCAUCGGUUUUGAAGUCCAUUGAUAAAAUUAGAAGCAGGUUUCUUUGGGGCGGAUCAGAAGAGAAAUCUAAAAUUCAUUGGAUUAAACGAGAUAAAGUGUGUAUGUCGAAGGAAGAUGGUGGGUUAGGAGUUAAAAGAAUAGAGGAAUUCAAUCUUGCUCUCUUGACCAAAUGGAAAUGGAGGAUUUUUGAAUAUCAUAAGUCUCUUUGGAAGGAUACCCUUAAAGCUAGAUAUGGUUCCAUAUAG
This is a messenger RNA of Lathyrus sativus (Indian pea), 324 nucleotides long. NCBI's taxonomy places the organism in Eukaryota, Viridiplantae, Streptophyta, Magnoliopsida, Fabales, Fabaceae. The record is from the annotation of a GenBank genome assembly.